AUGCAGUUGAAACAUCGGCUGAUCGCUGGCAUUAAAAAUACUGUUUUGAAAAAUGGACUUCUAAAGCUAUCCAAUCCGACGUUCAAAGAUGUGCGGGCCCAUUGUGAACAAUAUCAGGACGUUCGCGCCGCAACUUCAUCCAUGCCGUCGACUAUCGAAUCUACAGCCAUGUUCAAUUCACUCAAAACCAAAUCCACGAAAGUUCAUACCACAGCCGGACGUUUCAAACCAGUUACACAAUCUACCUCAGACAAUGUAACAUAUUCGGAUAAAUCCUAUGGCAAUUGUGCAUCCUGUGGCAAACGUCAUUCCAGAUUCACAUGUCGAUUUCGUUAUGCUUCAUGUCACAAGUGUGGCAAAACCGGCCAUUUUCAGUCUGUGUCGCAGUACCAACUUGUCGCUUAA
This is a messenger RNA of Echinostoma caproni, 405 nucleotides long. NCBI's taxonomy places the organism in Eukaryota, Metazoa, Platyhelminthes, Trematoda, Plagiorchiida, Echinostomatidae. The record is from the annotation of a GenBank genome assembly.